Messenger RNA from Penicillium subrubescens, 1368 nucleotides. RefSeq names its product mitogen-activated protein kinase. Lineage: Eukaryota; Fungi; Ascomycota; Eurotiomycetes; Eurotiales; Aspergillaceae. Gene Ontology annotation, molecular function: ATP binding; MAP kinase activity. Bases 1 to 1368 code for a protein of 455 amino acids. Gene Ontology annotation, biological process: intracellular signal transduction; protein phosphorylation. The record is from RefSeq and is a predicted model, not a curated record. Gene Ontology annotation, cellular component: nucleus; cytoplasm. The transcript has 7 exons.
AUGCUCACUAACCCAAGACACCACCUCCUCUCAGCCUCCCGAAACCUGUUCACUUCCUUGGUGGUGCUCUUUCCUCCCGACACACCCCCUCGGAGCUCGGUCGCUUGCUCUACUCGCCGCGGAUUCCCUCUUUCUUCCUCGCCCCUGAUCGCAUCGUCACCAGAGCUCUUCAACCCUCCUUCCUCCCAAUCUCGCGACCUCCGAUUGUGUGAACGGGUGAUAGACAACGAGGACGGAGAUCAAUAUCGAAUAGGACCCGCAUUCAUACCCGGCGCGCAAACAAAUUCCCACAGAACCGGCACGAUGGUUCAACAGAACCUUGCACAGGGAGGUUCGCGGAAGAUCUCCUUCAACGUCUCCGAUCAAUAUGAGAUCCAGGAUGUGAUCGGUGAAGGCGCAUACGGUGUCGUCUGCUCCGCCAUUCACAAGCCUUCUGGCCAGAAGGUCGCCAUCAAAAAGAUCACUCCCUUCGACCAUUCCAUGUUCUGCCUGCGGACACUGCGUGAGAUGAAGCUGCUGCGCUACUUUAACCACGAGAACAUUAUCUCCAUUCUGGAUAUCCAACGACCUCGCAACUACGAGGGCUUCAACGAGGUGUAUUUGAUUCAGGAGCUGAUGGAAACCGACAUGCACCGUGUCAUCCGCACGCAAGAUCUGUCCGACGAUCACUGCCAAUACUUCAUCUACCAGACGCUGCGCGCCCUCAAGGCUAUGCACUCCGCCAACGUCCUGCACCGUGAUCUCAAGCCCUCCAAUCUCCUGCUCAACGCCAACUGUGAUCUGAAAGUGUGUGAUUUCGGUCUGGCCCGCUCGGCCGCUUCUACUGAUGACAACUCUGGUUUCAUGACGGAAUAUGUGGCUACUCGCUGGUACCGUGCCCCGGAGAUUAUGUUGACAUUCAAGGAAUACACCAAGGCCAUUGACGUGUGGAGUGUGGGCUGCAUAUUAGCUGAGAUGCUGAGCGGCAAGCCACUGUUCCCCGGAAAGGAUUAUCACCACCAGCUCACCCUCAUCCUGGAUGUCCUCGGCACACCAACAAUGGAAGACUACUACGGUAUCAAAUCUCGACGAGCCCGCGAGUACAUCCGCUCUCUCCCCUUUAAGAAGAAGAUCCCCUUCCGCGCCCUCUUCCCCAAGAGCAAUGACCAGGCCUUGGACCUGCUCGAGAAGCUGCUGGCCUUCAACCCAGCCAAGCGUAUCUCCGUCGAGGACGCCCUGCGCCACCCGUACCUCGAACCAUACCACGACCCGGAGGAUGAGCCGACGGCGCCGCCCAUUCCCGAGGGCUUCUUUGAUUUCGACAAGAACAAGGAUUCUCUGAGCAAGGAGCAAUUGAAGUUGUUGAUCUAUGAGGAGAUUAUGCGGUAA